Messenger RNA from Truncatella angustata, 2891 nucleotides. Its product is annotated as meiosis protein SPO22/ZIP4 like-domain-containing protein. The transcript has 9 exons. Lineage: Eukaryota; Fungi; Ascomycota; Sordariomycetes; Amphisphaeriales; Sporocadaceae. The record is from RefSeq and is a predicted model, not a curated record. The coding region runs from base 1 to 2802 and encodes 933 amino acids. Gene Ontology annotation, molecular function: protein binding. Gene Ontology annotation, biological process: regulation of synaptonemal complex assembly; meiotic cell cycle.
AUGGCCCCAUACUCCCAAACCACCACCGCCGGGAAAAAAGAUAAACGUGUAGAUGCAAUCCUUGCUUUCGCUCAGGAGACGCAGAAGAGACUGCCUAAUUUAAGAGACAAGAACCAAAUCCAAUAUUUAAAUGACGAGCUCGAGAAACAGAUCCGCACUGCCAAAUCUCUUUUGACACACGGAUUUCAAAGGCGCGAGCAGCUCAACUUAACAGGCACGGAUCUUUGGAACCUAUGUGUUCGAUUGAAUCAUGAUAACGAGGACCAGUUGUUGUCUUUCCGCAGGACCAUAACUCUUUGCAGGGUCCUUGCCUUCGAGCUUCUGAUGCUAGCAACUGAUAUCAACAACAAUGCACCACCGAAUGACUUGAUCCGCUUGGCCAAGCUUGCCAUCAAAAGCGGAAAAUCAUGCAUUAAUGCAGGCGAAAUCGAGUUUGCGCUUCUUGUUCUGCAGAAAGCCGUCGACUACAAUGGGAUUUUGCAGAAAUUGGAGGACGAAUUAUCAGAGGACGAACAGACCAUCCGCAGAAGACUUGAAGCAGAGUAUUUCAUUCUUCGAACAGUAUUAUCGUGGAAAGAAGGCCGCCUCGAUGUCGCCGAGCACAUGUACGCCAAAUCUGAGUCGUUAUUGCAGAGGCUGGAUUCGAUUUCGGCUGAAAGUUUGGCCGACGCCCUCUAUGAGAUUGGAAACGACCUUCUCCAAAAGAGUGAUUUCCUAAUGGCCGUCAAGUGGCUCGAAAGAGCGUAUGAGCUUAUUAACAACCAGGAGCUUGAGCAGCUAUCACGAGAAGCCGUCGAACUUCGUCUCUCCAUACUGCACAGCCUCGUCCACUCACUUCUAGGUUUGGAAUCUACCGAGAGCUUCAAGAGAGCAGAAAACCAUGUUGCCUGCGUCGAAUCGGAACUUGGAAACAAGCUUGUCGUCUUGCUUCUACGAUUGGAAAUCCUUCAGAAAGUACCAGCAGAAGUGUUCGACAGCGAGGCUUAUGCAAAUAUUCUUCGACGCAUGGUCCGAUCAACAGCUCUGAGCGACUCUACAUUCAAACUACUUACUAGCCACAUUCGCAGACUUUAUGACAAAAGCCCUACGCUAGCAUUUCAAGUUCUUGACCAGUUCCUUCUUGAAAAACUUGUGCCUUCCGAGAAAUUGGAGUGGAUUGAACAUGCUCUCCUUCUCAGAGUCCUGCUGGCAACGAUUCAUAGGGACAUCUCAGAAACGGUAGAUAACUUGAAAUUAGUUUUCGACCAUACCGCCGAGGGCUUGGGUAGGGCCUUGACUGUCAACCCAGCUCAGGCUAUCUUAACGCUCCUCUGGAAAAAGGUGGAAUCACAUUCUGCACAAGGGCAACUGGAUCUGUGCGAGUCAUGGUGCCAUUUGGCCACUCACAUGUUACUAGAACAACGUGGGCUCAUCAACACUGGAAAGAUAGGCAGAAAGCUUAUUCUCUGUGCUCUGGAACGAAACGACCUGGACACCGCAAGAGAAGUACUCAUGUCUAUGGAUGAAGGGACUCGAAGCCAACCAAUGACUAUAUAUCUGGCUCUGAAGUUAGCACUUCGCAUUGACGACUCAGAACUGGCUGUAAGUUGCAUCGAAGCAGUAGGUAAAGCAACUCCGAAAGAUUCUAAGUUCUUAUAUGCAUGUUGCCUGGAUGCACAACAGAGCGGGGACAAAGUCUGCACCUUGAAAGCUCUGAAGCUUCUUGCAGAGAGAAAUGGGUUUGGCCAAGAUGGCGAAAUUCAUUUUCCAGCUCUUCUCAGGUCGAUUAUCCGCGUUCAGUCGUCUUUUCUUGAAGCGAGGGAUGCCGCCGUUGAUACUGAAAUAGUUGUGGACGAUCUUUGUAAAACCUUCGAAGGCGUUGUGACGAUGCUUAAGCGCGACCCCCAGGCUCCUGAUGGCACAAAGCUUUUUACCAUUCCAGAAAUCAAUUGGUUCAGCAAAAACGCAUACAACUUGGGGAUCAAACAUGUUUCCAAUUGGAAACUGCGAUUCGUUAUCAGAAUACUUGACGCUUGUAUUUCAAUUGCUCAACAUUAUCCAAGGGAUAUGCCACGCCAUGAGAUGGGAGACAUCCUUCUAAGAGAUAUGUUCUGUCACUUCAUGAUUGCCACGUCAUAUAUCGCACUGGCCCGCUCGGAAGACAACAUCGAGACACAACUGCAGGAUUAUCUCAAUUCGCGCAAGCAUGUCAGAGCUUUUGAGACGAGACUCGAGCAUAUGCCUUCAAAUGACGAAGAAUGCCACCAUGAUCUUAGGCUGAAACUAGCCACACUAUUUGUUUUCGAUUUCGAGGCUUGUAUACAUUUAAAGGCGUGGGACGAGCUUGUCACUAUUGCUCGUAAAUCUGGGACUUAUAAAGAUCUACAAACCCUGCAAGCCAUCGCAGACAGUCUACUUAGGGCUCAGCCACCAACGCAAGUCGUCUAUUCAACAUUACGGUCUAUCAUCAACGAUAUCUUCAAAUUGGAGAAGUUUGAUAAUGGAAAGCUUGCGAAGUAUAUGCGCUGUCUCAUGAAUAUCACGAUGUCUGAUGCAAAACUGUCUUUGAUGCUUAUUGAGGAAAUAUCUGUCAUGGUGAAACAAGCAGCAGAGACAAAGAAAUCGUUUCCAGAGGUGGAGCUCGAGUGGUUUGCCACGACCUCUUACAACCAAGCGAUUGAUUAUAAUCUGAGCAGAGAGGAUGAGCUUAGUCGGAAAUGGAUUGGCCACGCUUUCACAUUAGCUUACCAUCUCCACGACGGCGGUGUUCUGGAGAAGACAAUGCAGAAAUGUUAUACCAAGUUGAGCUGGGGCCCAGGGUAACAGUAGAUAAUGGAGACAAACAAGGAGUCGUGAUGAGAAAGUUCUGGAUCCCAACGUUCUUUUACGUUCAGUGUCUCACAAACCUGCCC